AAACAUUCUGGGAAACGAAAAGAAAUGAAUUAUGAUGACAAUAUGAAGAAAAUACUCAUACUUUUUUGUUUCAUUUCUUUGACAGAGGCAGCUGCAUCAACAAACAACAUUGGUUUGGUAUAUGGAAGACAGGAAGGAAAAACAGAAUGGUCAGAUCCUGUCUGUCUGACGUAUAAUCCUCAGUACUUAAGUAUACAGAAUCCUCUUCCAUCACAGGAAAAAAAUGCUAUUCGAGGAUUAUUUAAAGAUUUCACACCAGAUUAUGGUUGUGGUGACAGCAGUGUGUAUGAUGGUGGAAGUGCACUCAACAAAAUUGUGGCUGUUGCUAGGGGCAACUGUACUUUUGUAGAGAAAACAGACAUGGCACAGCAACACCAGGCUAAAGCUGUCAUAGUUGUAUCAAGUACAUAUGUUUCUCCAGGAAUUAACCAGACAUCAGAUAUACAUAGAUUUACCAUUCCAACUGGAACAAUGCUAAAGUCAGAUUUCAUCAAAAUACAGAAACUAGGAAAGUCCGUGGAAUUGAUGAUUUAUGCUCCAGAAGUCUCAGACAAAUUUGAUCCCUGUAUGGUGGUUAUAUUUCUGCUGGCUGUUGUAUGUGUUGCUGUUGGAGGAUUCUGGUCGGGGCUAACAUUUAUUGAUAGGCAGAAAAAACAAGAAGAAAAAGAAAAGAAGAAAAAAGAGAAGAAAUAUGUUCAAUCAUCUGAUCAGGGCAAAGAUGAAAGCGAGGAUGAAAAAGACAAUGAAGAACAUCUAGACAUUACAGUACCAGCUGUUAUUGUCUUCUUUGUUUUAGUCUGUGCAUUCUUAGUGCUGCUUUACUUUUUCUAUGAUUAUCUGGUAUUUGUUAUCAUCAGUUUAUUCUGUAUAGCUGGAAGUAUGGGUCUAUAUUAUUGUAUACAGCCAGUCUGGAAAUAUAUCCCUAUAAGAACAAGUAUACCAAAGUUACCAUGCUGUAAGAGUCAGCCAGAAGUCAAGAAUUUGAUAUUAUAUGCCUUAUGUGCAACCUUUGCCAUUGUUUGGGCUAUAGAAAGACAUGAAAGCUAUGCUUGGGUAUUACAAGACAUAUUAGGUUUGGCUUUCUGUAUCAACAUGCUAAAAACCAUUCAAGUUCCUAAUUUAAAGAUCUGCUCAAUAUUACUGAUACUUUUGUUCCUGUAUGAUAUUUUCUUUGUAUUUAUCACACCUUAUUUUACAAAGGAUGAAGAAAUUCUUGAUGUGACUAGAAGAAAUGGUGAAAGUAUAAUGGUUAAAGUUGCCACUGGGGGAGCUUCAAAAUCCAAAGAGAAGCUACCUAUGGUGUUUGUAGUACCAAAGUUGAAUUAUUCUCCAUACAGUUCCUGUUUGAAUCAGCCUUCCAUGCUGGGAUUCGGAGAUGUUAUAGUUCCAGGUUUAUUGGUUGGCUAUAAUCAUGGAAUAGAUUUAAAAGUCAAUAGUAAAAAAAUAUACUACAUAGCUACAGUAAUAGCAUAUGGAAUUGGCAUGAUCAUAACAUUUAUUGCCUUGGAGUUGAUGCAGACUGGCCAACCAGCUUUAUUGUACCUUGUGCCUUGUACACUUAUAACGACUUUUGUGAUUGGCUGUAUCAGAGGAGAAUUUAAACUGUUGUGGAAUGGAACUAAAAAAGUGAGUGUAACAGAGAACAGUGAGAAUCCUCCACCACAACCAGAGAAUGUUAUCUCAGGCCCUAAUACAGCAUCUGUAAAUAAUGUCAAUGAAGAAAUGUCUAGUACAUCUACAAUAGACAGUGAAAACAGAAGUCUAAUCAGGAAGUGACUAUGUCGCAGAAAAUCUGAAACAAAGAAUUAUGGGAAACUUAAAAUAUUAUAACUAGUGGGUUGAGAUACACAAAAAUUUGAGGGAAUUUAAUCCUUUUUUUCAUGUCUUUCAUUUUCAUGUUUUUAAUAUAUUUGUUGAAAGUUAUUUUAUAUAUUUUUAAGUAUACACAAAAAAAUGUUUACUAGUCAACUCAGCUGUCUACGUAACCUGCUGUUUUGAAGCUUUGUGUACCUUUAUUUUUGCAGCAGAUAUUUCUGCAUAUUUAUUUUAGGAUUACCAUAACAUUUGUAUUUAGCAGAAUUGAGAUUUUUUGGGAAAAAUUGAAGAUAAGAUGUUCAAACAUACCCAAAACAAAAGAAUAGCAGCACCACCUCCAUUAAUUUCUUUGGAACACAAAUUUCUAAUGUGUAUAACUUUUUAUCUCCCACGCAACUGCAUAUAAAUAGUAUAAUGUGUGUAUCUUGAAAUGCACUAUGUUCACACUAUAAAACUAUAAACAAGUUGCUUUAAUUUACAACAUUUGAUCUCUAGUUGACAGUUGUCUCAUUGGCAAUCAUAUCUCAUCUUAAUUUUUUUUUAUGCAUUUCACCAGUUAUUCAUGUUGAUGUUAGGUCUAUGGUCAGUGCCAUUGAAAAAUUGUCUUGUCUGUAAGGAAAGUUUCGAUAGCCAGACUAAGGUGUGCCAUGAUUGGUGCUGAUGGUAGCAUCAACAUUUGUUAAAGUUUUUGUUUAAUAAGAUGUGCUGUUAUUGGCGUUGUUUAGGUUAUGCAGGUUAUACAGGUUAGACAACUCUUUGUUUAUUAUGUAUUUUAUUUAAUUUUGGAUGUAACACGUCUUCUGAUUGGCUGACAUUGUUUUUUUUAUCAGCUCAUAGACAUAAUUUUGUCAUGUGACCGUGACGUCAUCAACGUUUUUUCAUGGUUUACUCAGGUUUAAAAUGGAAUUUAGAAUUAAAUUAUAAGAAAUGACUAAUAUUUUUUCUGUCUAUUCGAAAUAACAUAAAAAAUGUGGUGCACACUUUAAAAUAACCCGCUACGCGGGUUAUACAGUGUGCACCACAUUUUUGAUGUUAUUUCUUCAUAGACAGAAAAAAUAUUACAGUCAUUCCUAUUAUAGAUUCAUUAUAAUUUGUGUGGUACCAAUUUACAUGGAUUUCGUGGGUAUAAUCCACAAUUUUUAAUGUUUAAGGAUUUAUUAAUUUUAAAAGAAGACUUUGGCAAAUCGACCAAAUUAAAUAUUCAUGAAAAUACAAGCUUUCCUCAUUCCACUAAAAUGUGUAUCCACGAACAUAAAUGAAUCAACAGUACAUUAGAUUUGUUGUUUGAUAUUAUAAUUUUUAUAUUAAUCAAUUGUAAAUUGUUUUUUUUGCUUGAAUAUUUUUUUUGCUUCAGUGAUUACAUUGCUGUGCACAUUAUGUUGAGUUAUGCUUAAAAUGCUUUUCGAGAUACAGGGUCCUUUUUUAUUUACACCUCAAGCCUUUGCUGUUUAAAGAUAUAAGAACUUUCCCAUGUAGAAAUAUGUAUUUUUGAAUGUUUACAUUCUAUAUACUUUAGGGAUGGUUUUAUAAUCUACACUAUCAUUGAGGGUUUCACCCAGUCGUAAUUUCAAUAUGCUUGAAUGUAAUCAUGAUAUCCAGCAGGGUGGGUUAGAUGGUGUGAAAAUUAAUUACAUACUGUGAACUACUUUUAUUCAUGUCUUGGUAGAUCUGUUAAUGGUUUAUCUUCAUUUCCCAACGUUUAUCAUUAAUUUUAUGUCUUGAAAGUUUAAAACCACAAACCAAUGACUUUACCUUGAAAUAUGAUUCAGUGAAACCUGACCAAACUUGUUAUCUGUCUUAACCAGACAGCUCACUUCUAUAAAGUCCCCUUAUAUCAACAUCAACACAUUUUAAACCUGUACAAACUGAACACCUUCUCUAAACUGAUUUUUUUUUUUUCAGAUCUUUUAAGGAGUUCUAUUUAGACAUGUACAUGAAUCACUGUAGUUUGAAUUCAUGAAAGUGCUAUAUAUAAAAUUGUUUAACUAAAAAAGUUCCAUAGCAAGACUGACAUGGUUAAAUUCUAUAUGUACCUGUUUCAAGUCAGGAGCCUGUAGUUCAGUGUUUGUCAUUGGUUGCUGUCAUAUUUUUUUUUAAUAAGUUUGUAAAUUAAUCUGGCUGUUGGUUUUCUUAAUUGAAUUGUUUCAUAUUUUGCAUGUCAUGUCUGGGUCUUUCAUAGCUAUACCGUAUGGGUUUUGCUUAUUAUUGAAGGGCGUACAUGGGUUUUGCUCAUUAUUGAAGGCCGUACAGUGACAUAGAACUGCUGACAUCCACACUUAUUGGUCGCAGGUAGAUAGUUAUUUUAUUUGUAGUCAUACCACAUUUUAUUUUUAUAUGGUAUUAAUGAUAAAUAUAUUUCAUUGUUGUCAAUAAAUAUUAUUUUGUAUCAUACAUAUUAUGGUAAAUAAAAUAUAUAACAAUA
Mytilus californianus (California mussel) is the source of this 4237-nucleotide messenger RNA. RefSeq names its product signal peptide peptidase-like 2B. Gene Ontology annotation, molecular function: aspartic endopeptidase activity, intramembrane cleaving. Gene Ontology annotation, cellular component: lysosomal membrane; cytoplasmic side of endoplasmic reticulum membrane; lumenal side of endoplasmic reticulum membrane. NCBI's taxonomy places the organism in Eukaryota, Metazoa, Mollusca, Bivalvia, Mytilida, Mytilidae. Gene Ontology annotation, biological process: membrane protein proteolysis. Bases 25 to 1776 code for a protein of 583 amino acids. The transcript has 16 exons. The record is from RefSeq and is a predicted model, not a curated record.